AUGUACUUUUAUCACCCUUUAACACAUGUUUAUAUACUGCAACAAGUUUUUUAUUAUCUUGAGACACAGAAAGAUUUCUAUAAUUUUACUCUCGUAAACUAUAAAUGGAACCUUGCAGCGUCACCUUUCUUAUACCGAGCACCAAAACCAUUAACAUCAAAGGCCGUUGAAAAAUGCAAACAAACACUCAUGCACGCUAAAGAAAAGAAAACGUUGCAUCAAUAUAAUGAAAUGGUACGAGAAUGGAUAAUAGAAUUAAAAAUUCGUGAUGCAGAAAGAGAUUUAUUGAUAGCAGAUUAUUGUCCAUAUGUUGAAAAAAUUUCGUGUAGUAGUGAGGUUAAGAAUGGAAAUAAACAUCCUAUGUUGGCCAUUCGUCUAAUAAAGUCUUGGAAACAUUUAAAAUCUAUAUCAUUGUAUCAUAGCAGCGGAUGUGAUGCAACUCUGGAGUCGAUAUCGAUAAAUUGUAAAGCACUAGAAGAAUUGAUUCUUGUGAAUUGUAAAGUGACAGAUUAUGGACUUGGUGAAGUUAUGAAGGCUUGUAAAGUAAUUAAAAAGAUUCGGCUGGUCCAGUGUACUGAGAUUACGGAUGAAAGUUUAGUUGCAAUAUCUAAAUCGUGUAGACAUUUAACUCAUUUGGAGUUAAAAGACUGUAAGAAUUUUACUGAUAAAGGAAUUUAUACUCUUUCUAAUCCUACUACUACUCGAAAACUUCGAAUGUUGUCCCUGGAAAGUCUAAAUAUUAAAGAUUCUCUUUUUGCGUUAGCUGAGCAUACAAAAGUGCUUCAGGAACUGUCUUUAAAGAAAUUGGAAAACUUAAAUGAUGAAAUUAUCUCGAUUUUUGGAAGAAAUUCCUCAAAGACUCUUAAACAACUUCGCGUAUAUUCUUGUAGAAAGGUGAAAGGAUGGGGUAUUAAGGAAUUUGUUGGAGUUGAAGAUUUGUCAUUAUUAAUGGAUUACAUUAAUUUUAAAGAAUUUGAAGGAAUUUGCGAGUAUUGUAGUGCCAUUGAAAUUUUUACUUUGGAUGUUAGGAGGAUCAUAGAAACGGAUCAAACUUUGCUAUUUUUUGUGGAAGAAAUUUUUCAAAAGAUAACCGUCGUCUACUUGAAAGACGUUGUUCGAAAUUAA
Messenger RNA from Scutellospora calospora, 1125 nucleotides. Lineage: Eukaryota; Fungi; Glomeromycota; Glomeromycetes; Diversisporales; Gigasporaceae. The record is from the annotation of a GenBank genome assembly.